AUUCAGCAUUUGGAUUCCCUUCUUUUACAACAGGCUGAUCAUAUAAUUAUUCUACCAUAUCAAUCUUAGUAAUUUCAGAUGCACGUUUUCCUAUGUUGUUGUACUAAAAUAUCCCUUCAUUACAUAUACUUACAGACCAGUGUAUGAUGUGUAUCUAACAUAAUCAUUAGAAUUCCAUUGUUUUUUGAGUGAGAAAUGGCACUGGUUUCUGGAGCUCUGAUUACACCUCCUUUCUCUUCUGUUUCUAAAUCUUGUGAUAAGAAUGCAUUUCAAUUCUUGUUUUCCAGGGGUGUGGCAAUAAAAAGCCCAUUUUUUUUGCAAGAGAAUUGCAAGUUUGGUGGUGGUGGUGCAGGGUCAAGUCCAAGAUUUAGAGUUUCUUGCAAAUUACAGGCCGAGGAAACUCAACUUCGAAGGUGUUCGCCUUUUCUAGAUAGUACAUUACUUUCUGAGGAUAACGUGUUGCCAUCUGAAUGGAAAGCCAUUCCGGACAUAUGGAGAUCUUCGGCAGAAAAAUAUGGUGAUAGGGUAGCUUUGGUGGACCCAUAUCACGAUCCUCCAACUGAAAUGACUUAUAAACAGCUGGAGGAGGAAAUCUUAUACUUUUCUGAAGGCCUCAGAGUUAUAGGAUUAAAUCCAUAUGAAAAGCUUGCUCUUUUUGCGGAAAAUUCAUGCAGGUGGCUAGUUGCAGAUCAAGGUAUAAUGGCAACCGGAGCAAUUAAUGUUGUGAGGGGGUCACGAUCAUCAGUCGACGAGUUGUUGCAAAUAUACAACCAUUCUGAAAGUGUUGCACUGACCGUGGACAAUCCUGAAUUAUUCAACCGAAUUGCAGAAACCUUCUCUUCCGCAGCAUCUCUGAGAUUUGUAAUCUUUCUCUGGGGGGAUAAAUCGUGCUUGGAAAGCAACUUUUUUGAUGAAGUACCUGUUUACAACUAUAAAGAAAUCAUACAGUUGGGUCGUGAAAGUCGCAUGACUUUGCUUUACUCGCAUGAUGCUAGGGAAAAAUAUACAUAUGAAGCCAUAAGCUCAGACGAUACUGCUACAUUUAUGUAUACAAGUGGGACUACUGGUAACCCCAAAGGUGUGAUGCUCACACAUGCAAAUAUUCUACACCAGAUAAAGAACUUGGGGGACAUUGUGCCUGCUGUACCUGGAGAUAUAUUUCUUAGCAUGCUUCCACCUUGGCAUGCAUAUGAGCGUUCUUGUGAAUAUUUUACAUUCACCAAUGGGAUUAAGCAAGUAUACACAUCAGUUAGAUACCUAAAGGAAGAUUUGCGACGACAUCAGCCUCAUUAUAUGAUAUCUGUUCCAUUGGUAUAUGACACACUUUACAGUGGGAUUCAGAGGCAAAUUUCUACAAGCUCUGCUGUUCGUAAACUUCUGGCGCUCUUAUUUAUAAGAACCAGUUUAGCUUUCAUGGCGUUCAAAAGGAUUUAUGAGGGAAAAUGUCUAACAAAAAAUCAGAAGCAGCCUUCUUACCUUGUUGGUGUCUUGGACUGUUUUCUGGCAAGGAUUAUUGCUGCUAUAUUGUGGCCGAUACAUAUGUUGGCAAAGAAGAUUGUCUACAGUAAAAUUCAGUCUGCUAUUGGACUUUCAAAGGCUGGCAUUAGUGGCGGUGGUAGUUUGCCUUCGCAUGUUGACAGCUUUUUUGAGGCAAUUGGAAUCAAAAUUCAAAAUGGAUAUGGACUGACAGAAACAUCUCCAGUCGUUGCUUGUCGACAUCUAAGCUGCAAUGUUCUUGGCUCAAUUGGACGUCCACUUCGACACACAGAAAUAAAAGUUGUAGAUUCCUUGACGGAUGAAGUUCUUCCACAUGGAGUGAAAGGCAUUGUAAAAGCUAGAGGGCCACAAGUGAUGAAAGGAUACUUUAAGAACCCAUCAGGAACUAAACAAGUCCUAGAUGAGGAUGGAUGGAUAAAUACCGGUGACAUUGGUUAUAUUGUGCCUUACCACUCAGUAGGGCGAAGUCGUAAUUCUGGAGGCAUUAUAGUUCUUGAAGGACGAGCUAAAGAUACCAUUGUUCUCUCAACAGGUGAAAAUGUGGAACCAGCAGAGCUUGAGGAAGCUUCACUGAGGAGUACCCUGAUCCAACAAAUUGUCGUAAUUGGUCAGGAUCAGCGGCGUCUUGGAGCUAUAGUUGUUCCAAACAAGGAAGAGAUUACAGCCACAGCAGGAACUUCGUCAGAAAGUGACUCAUCUGAACUUAGUAAGGAACAGAUGACUAGUCUUAUAUAUGCGGAGUUAAAGAAAUGGACUGCGGAGUGCUCAUUUCAAAUAGGGCCAAUACUCGUGGUCGAUGAACCUUUUACAAUCGAUAGCGGUUUAAUGACUCCAACCAUGAAAAUCAGGAGGGACAGGGUUGUAGCUCAGUACAAACAGCAGAUAGAAAACAUGUACAAAUAAAUUCCACUUGGGCAAUGUAAUUGCAUGCUUACAUCUUACAAAUCACAGUAUUUAUAAUUGUAAAAAUAAAUAGAAGCGAGUCAGCUGCAAGCAAUCAUCCUUUUGACAAAGAACUAUCUAUACGUUAAACUGGUUCGGGCAUCUAAUUAUUGCAUUUAUAUUUU
Molecule: messenger RNA, 2564 nt
Organism: Daucus carota subsp. sativus
Lineage: Eukaryota; Viridiplantae; Streptophyta; Magnoliopsida; Apiales; Apiaceae
Product: probable acyl-activating enzyme 16, chloroplastic
Exons: 18
Coding region: 196-2400 (734 amino acids)
Biological process (GO): fatty acid elongation
Cellular component (GO): chloroplast
Molecular function (GO): long-chain fatty acid [acyl-carrier-protein] ligase activity
Source: RefSeq, a predicted model, not a curated record